AUCUAACUAGCUUUUUUCCUUUGCUUUGAAGAAACAAAACGAAGAAGAAGAAGAAGAAGAAGACAUGGGUCGAGCCCCUUGCUGUGACAAAGCUAACGUGAAGAAAGGACCAUGGUCACCUGAAGAAGAUGCUAAACUCAAGGCUUAUAUCGAACAGUAUGGCACUGGAGGCAAUUGGAUUGCUCUUCCUCAGAAAAUUGGCCUUAAAAGAUGUGGGAAGAGUUGCAGGCUGAGAUGGCUGAAUUAUUUGAGGCCAAACAUUAAGCAUGGUGGAUUCUCUGAAGAAGAAGACAACAUCAUCUGCAGUCUCUAUAUAAGUAUUGGAAGCAGGUGGUCCAUAAUUGCUGCACAACUGCCUGGGAGAACUGAUAAUGAUAUCAAAAACUACUGGAACACCAAAUUAAAGAAGAAACUACUUGGGAGGCACAAACAAUCUAACAACAUCCAUAGGUUAUCGUCCUCCAAUCAAGACCCUAAUGAUCAUCAGCCCACUGGCUCAGCCUCCGAUGAUAAUCAAUUCUCUCCGGGUUUGAGCAACUCGGCGUUGGAACGACUCCAGCUUCAUAUGCAGCUUCAAGGUCUUCAGAACCCUUUCUCUUUCUAUAACAACCCAGCUUUAUGGCCUAAGAACAUUCACCCCUUGCAAGACAAGAUGAUCCAAAGCAUGCAGACUGCUGCCUCCAAUGGAAACCCUAACCUUCUUGUGCAGCCUCUCUUGCCAAACCCUCAGCCUGCAAAUGAACAAAGCGUUGAUGAUCUCUAUGAUCCAGAAAGUUUCAAAGCCAAGGGGAUUGAAGUGCUAGAUGAUUCUUUGGAUAGAAUAUCUCCAUCGGAUGGCUCAGUUCCCUUUGGAACCGGAGACAAUUUGAUGGACUCAACAAUUGUGUCAAAGGGAAAUGGAAAUAAUGGUGAUGUUCAAGCAGUUUCGAAGUUGCAGGACGAGCUGGACGAGUUUCUUAAUAACAAAACAGCGGGUUAUCCCCAGGAAGAACAAAUAUCUGAUCAAGUACUGGAUUGUUUCAAGGAUAUGAAUGGUUCAAAGGACAGCUUGAUGUGGUUGCCGACCGAGUUCAAUGCAAAAUCAGCAUCUUCCAGCUCUUGGAGUUCAACUUCACUCCUUCAUUCCAAUGGGGUGCUUCAGGAUUAUGAAUUAGGUUACCCUAUGUAGUGAGAGACAAAAUCAAAUGUAGGGACUGGUUUACUCUUUAAGCUUAUUUGUGAUGAACAUAAAGACUGGGAAGACUGCUGGGUUUCAUGCAAAAGAUAUCAUGUAAAUUCUGUCAAUAAUAACGUUAA
Hibiscus syriacus is the source of this 1296-nucleotide messenger RNA. RefSeq names its product transcription factor MYB36-like. The coding region runs from base 65 to 1168 and encodes 367 amino acids. NCBI's taxonomy places the organism in Eukaryota, Viridiplantae, Streptophyta, Magnoliopsida, Malvales, Malvaceae. The transcript has 3 exons. The record is from RefSeq and is a predicted model, not a curated record.